CGCGUCGGGGCCGCGCUCCUGGAGGUGGCGCGCGGGACCGUGGCGCUUCCGGCAGCGGGAGGCGGCGCCGAGCGGGACUGAGCGGCGCGGGUGGCGGCCGGGGAGGCGGAUCUGGGACGAUGUCUGGGGAAGUGCCACCCAACAUUAACAUCAAGGAGCCUCGAUGGGACCAGAGCACGUUCAUUGGCCGAGCCAGUCACUUCUUCACAGUUACUGAUCCCAGAAACAUCCUUUUAACGAAUGAACAGCUAGAGAAUGCGAGGAAAGUGGUGCAUGAUUACAGACAAGGAAUCGUUCCUGCCGGCCUCACAGAAAAUGAGCUAUGGAGAGCGAAGUACGCGUAUGACUCGGCCUUCCAUCCUGACACGGGCGAAAAGAUGACUCUGAUAGGAAGAAUGUCCGCUCAGGUCCCGAUGAACAUGACCAUCACGGGCUGCAUGAUGACCUUCUACCGGACCACACCGGCUGUGCUCUUCUGGCAGUGGAUAAACCAGUCCUUCAAUGCCGUGGUCAACUACACCAACAGAAGCGGCGACGCUCCCCUCACUGUAAAUGAGCUGGGAACAGCUUAUGUUUCUGCAACCACUGGCGCUGUGGCGACGGCCCUUGGACUCAAUGCCUUAACCAAGCGUGUCUCGCCACUGAUAGGACGUUUUGUUCCCUUCGCUGCUGUAGCUGCUGCUAACUGCAUUAACAUCCCGCUGAUGAGACAACGGGAGCUCAAGGUUGGGAUUCCUGUCACUGAUGAAAACGGCACGCGCUUGGGAGAGUCGACCAACGCAGCAAAGCAAGCUAUCACUCAGGUGGUCGUCUCCAGGAUCCUCAUGGCGGCCCCGGGCAUGGCCGUCCCUCCGUUUAUCAUGAACACCUUGGAAAAGAAAGCCUUUUUGAAGAGGUUCCCGUGGAUGAGUGCACCAAUUCAAGUCACGUUGGUUGGCUUUUGUUUGGUGUUCGCCACUCCCCUAUGCUGCGCUCUGUUUCCUCAGAAGAGUUCCAUGUCUGUGACAAGUUUGGAGGAUGAGUUGCAAGCCAGCAUCCAAAAGAGCCAUCCUGAAAUCCGGCGUGUGUACUUUAACAAGGGCCUGUGAAGCCAAGAUCAAGCAAGCACCAGAGGCCGAGGCCGGAGCCAUCUGGGAGCCUCGCCAAGCCACAGCAGUGAGGAGAUAUGUGUGCCGGGGCACUCCCAGCUACAAAAGCCUCUGCGGGAUCUGCGCUAGAGACAAGCUGCCGGCCAGGAGCCUGACAUUUGAAUCAUGUUGUAAUUUACAAAAAAUACCCUUCUGGUAGAUUUUAAUAACUCUGUUUUUCCAAAGCCCUCACCUUGAGCUUUCAAAAGCACUGGUAUCCAUAGUCUAGAUGCUCCAGUUACACAGUAAACAUUGGCUAUCAAUCAUUGAAAAGGAUACCUGCUCAACUACCAGAUUCCACUUCUACUUCUCUUCCACAGAGGUCUCAGCAAUGAAUUGGGAAAACACAAAAGGUCUAAGACUAAAUAUCCAAAUUUAAAUACUAAGGAAACUUUGUCUCCAGUUUGUCAAUGGACCACUCUGAGGUAGAACCUUAAUUUUUUUAAAAAAAAUGGAAGGUUCAGAGCAUAGACACUCCACACACAUCCCUGUAGUCAGCCACAGACCCGGGGAGGGUGCCUUCCCUGCAGUCCUGGAUUCUCUUGGUUAACUUUUCAAUUUAUUUAGUGUCCUUAAAAUAUUAAUCUUACCUCACAGGUACUUUAAUCAUGAAUUUCCAUCAAAUAAUGAACUGAAAUGUACAAAUGCCAGGUAUUAGGACUAUAUUCAGUGCCGGUACAAUAUGACAUUACUGAGUGUUUUAUUCAGAAGUGAAACCAUAGUCCUUUUUUUUUUUUUUUUUUUGUCAUCCUUGUAGAAUUAUUGGGCUUUCAGGAAGAUAGAAAGAAAACCAUUUGAAGACCAUGAAAGCUGUGUGGCAUGUCCACAUCUCUGUAGUGAUUUUUACAUGUGAUAUAUUCAGUAUAGCUGAGGCAGCUUUGGAAGUCUAUGACUGUUCCAUGUCAUAGACAAGCCACUUGCUACACUGAGUGAAAAAUCACUAUUAAUUCAGAGAUUUGUAUGUGGGAAAACAACAACAACAAAAUAGAGACUGUCUAGUUUCUGUAGAAACGUUUUUCCCAAUAAUGUUUCCAGAUCGAAUUUUCUCAUAAAGAAAAAAUGGUGUGCCUUGUGUCUGCGCUUCUCUCUCUGAAAGGAAAGAUGGAUCCGAAGCUCUCGGCCCUCCCCCACGCUGCUGGCAUCUUCUGUCGAGCUGACUGACAAGCCACCUGAAACGCAGUGGCUCCCUGUGACACUCUGGCCUCGGGUGAGCCUCGCUGCCUUCAGUGCUUCUGUUUAAACAGUGGUGAGAGCCUGGCGGUCAAGGCAGAGUCCAUGGGUGCUUAAAGGACACUUUCAGAAGAAGCUGAACCUUGAGGUCUGCCCACCCAGCCAAUCUCAGAGUCCUUGCCCCAGUGCGAGUGUAGCUCUAGGAACAUGAAGUAGCUGGUUGUAAAAUGGACCAACACACCAAGUGUCAGCCCAGGUAGCGAGAAAUGCGCAGUACACAUGGAGCUGGGCUCCUUUAAAUUUGUUUUGUGAAGUUUCAGCCUCUUAAUGCUUUUGGAUAGGAAUACUCACUGUGUGGUUUAAUCAUGAUUUAUAUAUAUAUAUAAAAAAUGAACAAAUGAAUGAAAAUUGUCAAUCUUUGCUGCUCUUCGAAAAAUGCUUUUUUUUUCUGAAGAAAAAAAGCCACAUGAAGUGCAAUAAGGUUGUGCGGUGACUUGUUGAUAUUUCUCUGAUGCGAGAUAGAAUUGUGUGCGUGUGACUGGCUAGCAGCUAUCAGUAUUAGCGAGGUCUCUUGCCGAUAUCAGAGUCAGUGUGUCAUUUCAGUUUAACUGGAUGAACUGUCAAAUAAAUGCAGAAUGAAAACAAA
This is a messenger RNA of Apodemus sylvaticus (European woodmouse), 2943 nucleotides long. RefSeq names its product sideroflexin 1 (gene Sfxn1). Gene Ontology annotation, cellular component: mitochondrial inner membrane. The transcript is spliced from 11 exons. Gene Ontology annotation, biological process: monoatomic ion transport; serine import into mitochondrion. Gene Ontology annotation, molecular function: monoatomic ion transmembrane transporter activity. Lineage: Eukaryota; Metazoa; Chordata; Mammalia; Rodentia; Muridae. The record is from RefSeq and is a predicted model, not a curated record. Bases 120 to 1088 code for a protein of 322 amino acids.